AUGGUCACCACUCUACACUUCCCCGACCAGCAUUCGCACUGUGACCAUCCCGAACUCUAUGAAAUGUCCCGCACUGACAUUCCUGGUGUGGGCCUGAAGUUCGUCAUCCGUAAUACCAAGCGGAUUCACGAUGGUCACUCACAAGUCUAUCACGCCUCAUUGACUUGUGAAGGGUACCCCGCCGAGGACGUCGUCUGCAAGGUUGUGUUUGGGAAGCGUGGCAUAGCGAGGCUUCGCAACGAAGCUGAAAUAUACCGACAACUCCGCAGACUACAGCGCGACGUGAUCCCUGGAUGCUACGGGCUAUUCGAGGGAGAGUUGGAAGAUGGACCGUCGGCUUGCCUGGUCACAGAAUAUUGCGGAGAAACGCUGGAUAAGAGCUUCAAGAGAAGUGACUCACAGUUGAGGAUUCGCGUCAUUGAAGCCUUCACAAAGAUUCACGCAGCUGGUGUACAGCAUGGUGAUAUCAGUGAAUGCAAUGUUGUUCUCUACCAGAACCUGCAACCAACGAUCAUCGACUUUGACCGUGCAGCGAAGCACCAGUGUCUCCAUCCAAUGCCGAUCACGCUGGGGGUGACGGAACCGUACCAGGAUGAGUUUGGAUGCAAUGAACUGUGGCGAAUUUGUCAUACCUGCAAUGUCUGGACACCAAUCAUGGUACGGUACUUGAGCGGACAUGUGCAUGUACGGUACUUGGAGAGUCCCAAAAUACUCGCCUCUGUAGCACCGGAGGAUGUCCCCGAGGAGGAGGCGCUCAAGCAAGCACACGUAGCCAUUGAACAGUAUGAGCGCGUAUAUGGAAAAUGGGCGAAUCGUAAUCCCAUCCCGUGGUACGCUGAUGAGGAGGGUCGAUUGCAUAGUUCCGGAGCUUGUCGCAAGAACGGUGUGUAG
Messenger RNA from Sparassis crispa, 891 nucleotides. RefSeq lists its product as hypothetical. The transcript has 3 exons. The coding region runs from base 1 to 891 and encodes 296 amino acids. The record is from RefSeq and is a predicted model, not a curated record. NCBI's taxonomy places the organism in Eukaryota, Fungi, Basidiomycota, Agaricomycetes, Polyporales, Sparassidaceae.